UAAACUACAAAGUACCAAAACUCGUUGAACUUCACUGAAACGAGGAAUACAGAGCUAAAGCAAGUCAGCAACAGCAAACAGUUAGCAGGAGAAUGGAGACGAAGCAAACUGAUAUUAAAUUGAAAACUCCAGUUCGUUGCAUCGUCAAACUCGGAGGUGCGGCAAUCACAUGCAAGAAUGACUUUGAAAAGAUAAAUGAAAGCAAUCUUGUUGAGGUUUCUUCACAGUUGCGUGAGGCAAUGAUGUCUGGAUCUUCAUCUGGGCCAGUUCUUGAAAUGGAUUGGAGCAAACGCCCUGGAAUUUCAGAAACUUCAGUUACAGUGGACGCUUUUAAAGAACAAGAAGCAUUUGGCUACAACAGUUUCGUUGUUAUUCAUGGAGCUGGUUCUUUUGGUCACUUUCAAGCUAGCAAAUCCGGUGUUCAUAAAGGGGGGUUGAAUAAACCUCUUGUGAAAGCUGGCUUUGUUGCUACUAGGAUUUCUGUGACAUCCCUUAAUCUUGAAAUAGUUAGAGCACUUGCAAGAGAGGGUAUUCCAUCAGUUGCGUUGUCUCCAUUUUCGUGUGGAUGGUCAACCCAUGACAGAAAUAUAGCAUCUGCUGAUGUGUCAACCGUGGUUAAUGCCCUUGAUUGCGGUUUUGUUCCAGUUUUGCAUGGGGAUGCAGUACUCGAUGAGUCACUGGGUUGCACUAUAUUAAGUGGAGAUGUAAUUAUAAGUCAUCUGGCAUCACAUUUAAAGCCUCAAUUCGUUGUUUUCCUUACCGAUGUUUUUGGUGUAUAUGAUCGCCCUCCUUCAGAACCUAAUGCUGUACUUCUCAGGGAGAUUGCUGUACGUGAAGAUGGAAGCUGGUUUGUUGUGAAACCAACAUUUGAAGGCACAGAUAAGCAAGUUGAGAUUAGUGUAGCAUCCCAUGAUACAACAGGAGGGAUGGUGACUAAAAUAUCAGAAGCUGCAAUGAUUGCGAAACUUGGUAUUGAUGUGUAUAUUGUGAAGGCAGCAACAGAACACUCAUUGAUAGCCUUAAGUGGCAAAUUGAGAGAUGAGAUCCCUGAGGAUUGGCUUGGAACAGUUAUCCGUUAUGUUCCAUAAAACAAGGGAUGAUUAUUAUUAUGCAUUUUGCAACUGUUUAUUCAUGGAUUUUUGUUGUUGUUUUCAUGCUAUUUGACUUGUUCAGAUGGAAGGUUGAGGGAAUUUUUAGGUUAUAAUUGUUUUAAUUACGAUUUUACAUGGUUAUAAUUUUG
This is a messenger RNA of Lactuca virosa, 1240 nucleotides long. The record is from the annotation of a GenBank genome assembly. NCBI's taxonomy places the organism in Eukaryota, Viridiplantae, Streptophyta, Magnoliopsida, Asterales, Asteraceae.